AUGGGGAAGCAAGGGCCAUGCAACCACUGCGGUGUGGCUGUCACUCCGUUGUGGCGCAAUGGUCCCCCUGAGAAGCCCGUGCUCUGCAACGCGUGUGGCUCGCGGUGGCGCACGCGCGGAACUCUGGUUAACUACAUGCCGCUGCACGCGGGCGGGCUCGGGCUCUCCUCUGCCGCAGCCACCAAGUGGCGCCUCAAAAAUGCCGGAACGCGCCAACACCCGCAUUCGCAGUGCCCAGGCGCAGCCAACGGUAAACGAGCGGACGGCGACGAGGACGGCGGAGCGGAGGCGCAGAAGGGUGCGGAUGCGUGGCUAGCGGAGAAGGGAGCGGGGAGGACGGCGCAAGGGGGUGGCGCGCGAAUGGGGAGAGGGCUACGCGGAAGGGGACCUGGAGUCAAGCGGAAGGGCUGGCAGAGGGCACGUGGAGGGGUGCGGGGUGGGGAGAGGAGCGGGAGCGUUGGCGGGUGUGGGAUGGAGGGGCAGGGUGAUGCGGGAUUGGGUAGAGGGGCGAAUGAAAGAUGGGAUGAUGAGAUAGAAUUAGACAUGGUGUGGGGCGACGAUGAUGAUGACGACGAUGAGAAGGGCAUGGAGAGGAGCGGAGUAGGGGACACUGGCGGAGCAAGGAAAGGUUGGGCACACAGUGGAGCGAGUGGACGAGAGGGAAUCGAGGAUGUGAUGCUAAUGGAGGACGAUGGAAGUGUGGUGGCUUCUGACCGGUUGCAAGGCGUGCCCAUCCCCCCCAAGCGCAGGUCUCUUGGCGGAGGUGGUCAGCAGUCCUCCGCAUCCAUGUAUGGCGCGGGGUCCGGCAGUGGCAUGCGGCCGCGCAGCCAAUCGGAGGCGGACCUCACCACGCUGCGGUUGAGGCACUGUGCGGGUGGCGGAGGGGGGAAAGAGGGCUCGUGGCGAGAGAAAGGCGCGCACGCACGUGGGGAGAAGGGGGUGAAGCGAGAGGGAGAUAUGGACGUGGAUGAGGGAGUGCAAUGGGUCGAGGAAGACGAUUCUGGUCAACGGGACCUUGUGCUCCUCACCAUGCCUUCUCCUCGCUAUCGUUUACUCACUACCCCGUCCGGUGCUGCUGGUGCUGGCGCCGUGGUGGGGAAGGGUACGGUGGAGGGCGCGGUGGGGGAGGGAAGGGGGGAGCGAGUGGGCAUGCAUCGAGUCGCCAGCGAUGGCAGCAUAUGGCGGGAUGGGGGGAGGACGGGUGGAGUGGGAGAUGUGGACAAGGGUGGGAUGACGGGGGCGCGAAAGCAAGGUGGUGGAAUUGGCGUGGGAGGCAGAGGGCACGCGGCAGUUGCGAGUUCGACAGAGGCUUCUGGUAUCAUGUCUGACGAUUUCCUCCUCUGUUCGCCACACUCUCCUCUGUGCUCAGUGAACCUCACUGACAUAGUGAACGCCUCCAGUCUCUACCGCUGCAUGGACCACGCACAAAAGAGUCAGCUCGUUGCCAUGCUGCCUGCUGUCGACACUGCCAAUGGCUCCGCCAGUGUGGAGAGCAUGUUCCGCAGCAAGACGUUUCUGCGAGCAGUCAAGAACUUCCAGAAGCUGCUCGCGCAGGGCAUGCUUGACGCAUCUUCCCUGCCACCAGACACAGCGCACCUCUUCUCCUCCCUCACCUCCACCACGUGCCUUGACCUCUCGGCCUCUGGCUGGUGGCAGCGCUGGGGCAAGGCUUAUGCCUCCUCUGCUUCCGUCUCUCCCGCUCCACCACCUGCACCAACACCAGCCGCGCCAACCCCACCACCACCACCACCGCAACCAUCACCUCCACCACCAACACCACCUGCAGCUGCUUCUGCUGCUGCUACUGCUGCUAUGAUUCCUCCCAGUGUAUCUGCAGCAGCUGCUGCUGCUCCCACUGCUGUUUCUGCUGUUGCUUCUACGCCCGCCACUGCUGUUGCUGUUCCUUCCACCAUUUCGCCUGCACCUGCUACUGCAGCAGUGGAUUCUCGCGCAUCCGCCCCUUCGUCGACUGCAAUCAAUGGACGUGGCAGCACUGCUUCUGGUGCUGCCAGUGAGGCUGGUUCUGGCAGUACAUCUGGUGCUCCCAGUGCUUGUACCGCUGGUGCUGCUGCAGCAGGUGGACACCCAGGAAGCCAAGGCAUGUCGCUGUCUCUCGGGCAUCCUCAGUCUACAUCAACACCAUCAGGUCCUUCUCCUGGCAUGUCAACAGUGCCAUCUUCUUCACCCAGUGCCCGCUCUACUCUAAGCAAAUGCACCACUGCUACUGCUUCCACCACAGGACCUGCUGCAUGCAGCAGUGUGGGCAACGAAGUGACAGCAGCUGAUGCGCCAGCCAGAGGGUUCAGUGCAGUGUCUGGGUCUCAGAAGAAGCCACCACUGGGUGCACAAGCAAUGGCAGCACCGGGCGUGGGAGCUGGACACAAGUCUCAGAGAAUCCCUGCCACGACUGCUACUGCUGCUGUUUCUAUUCCUGCUGUGUCUGCCACUACUGGUGCGUUGGCAGUUCCAGCACGAAUGACUGAUAUGGCAGCAGAAAAGGCAGCAAUUGCGAUUCCAGUGCAGGAGCAGCAGCAGGCAGGAAGAAGGGUUCCACCUGUGGUAGCUGCAGGUGUGGGGGUAGGAACAGGUAAAGUCGCAGAGGCAAACGAUGAGGACGAGGAGGAUGGGGCAUUUGCUGCUGUGUGUGGACAUGUUAAAGUGCCACAACAGCCCAACCGUAACCAAGCUGCCCGUGACCCGUCACAUUUCGCCCUGUCAGCCAACUUCUUCUCGGGUUCCUCCCUACUUUCUGCCUCCCCUCCCACUGGUACUACCACUCCUUCCCCUCCGCCUUUCCACACCUCCAUCCUCCCCUCCCACAACCCUCACCAUUCCUCAUCCGGCUCCUCUGCUUCGUUAGCCCGGAUCAACCCGUCGGCGUCGGUAACACCUGCGGCCGCCCCCCCAUCGUAUCAUGGGGCCAACACAUGGCAGAAGCUAGCAGCUGCUGCAGCAUCAACAAGGCCUGCGGUGUCCACUGCAUCACCUGCUGCAGCCACAUCCGUUAUAGGAAAAGGAGUCGUCGCUGUUGGUAUCACUACCAGGAGGCCACUCGGUGUGCCACCGCCUGGUGCGACAUCAACGGGUGCAUCAACGGGUACAGGUUGGGCAUCAGGAGCAUCAGGCGCAUCAGGAGCGUCAGAUUUAGGAUCUAGAUAUACGCUUGGGGAAGGCGUACUGAAUGGGCGGCUGAUUGUGGCCCGUUCUGUGGAUAUGUACUCGGACCCUCUGAGGGACAACCUCAUAGCCACUAGAGUGAGCAAUGCAGGCAACUAA
Messenger RNA from Closterium sp. Yama58-4, 3276 nucleotides. The record is from the annotation of a GenBank genome assembly. Lineage: Eukaryota; Viridiplantae; Streptophyta; Zygnematophyceae; Desmidiales; Closteriaceae.